Neurospora tetraspora is the source of this 1978-nucleotide messenger RNA. Its product is annotated as pyridoxal phosphate-dependent transferase. Gene Ontology annotation, molecular function: pyridoxal phosphate binding; carboxy-lyase activity. Gene Ontology annotation, biological process: carboxylic acid metabolic process. The record is from RefSeq and is a predicted model, not a curated record. The transcript has 2 exons. NCBI's taxonomy places the organism in Eukaryota, Fungi, Ascomycota, Sordariomycetes, Sordariales, Sordariaceae. Gene Ontology annotation, cellular component: cytoplasm. Bases 150 to 1757 code for a protein of 535 amino acids.
AAAAACUCUGACUCUUCAGUUUUGCUUUGUUUCUUUGCCAUGGUUUCUCUUUUCUCUUCCGCUACACCCGGCCAAUUCUGUUCUUCUUGUCACUUCCUAUUCUGGAGUUCAACAGGGCAAACAAACACAAACGGAGCGCCAGAACAACAAUGAACGGAACUCACAGCACGGACAAGCCUCUGAACAGGGCAAGUGAGGUUGAUCGUCUCAUCGAUGCGGUCAAAUCCCUAAUCAUCCCCUUCAUCCGGGACGCAGACAACGCCGCCUCUUUCCGAGCCAGCGGCCAGCUCCCCCCAGACAAUCGCAAUGUCCUCGUCGAACCUGAAUCUCUCCGGCCGGACCAGCUAGUCAAGCAACUAGCCCUCUCCCUCCCCUCAGGCGAGGGCGCUGGUCAGCAAGGUCUGCUAUCCACCAUCCAGUCCAUCCUGUCCCACUCCGUCAACACGUGGGACCAAGGCUUCAUGGACAAGCUCUACGCCUCCACCAACGCCGUCGGCGUCGUCACCGAACUCCUCCUCUCCGUCCUCAACACCAACCUGCACGUCUACCAAGUCUCCCCCGCCCUAACCGUGAUCGAGAAGCACACGGCCAAGCAGUUCGCCUCGCUCUUCGGCUUCACCGGCCCCCGCGCCGGCGGCGUCACCUGCCAGGGCGGCAGCUCUUCAAAUCUGACCUCCAUCGUCAUCGCCCGCAACACGCUUUUCCCGCUAUCCAAGAUCCACGGCAACAGCCACACCGAAUGCGGCGCCCCAGGCCCUUUAAUCCUCCUCACCAGCGCCCACGGGCAUUACUCGGUCGAAAAAGCCGCCGUGACGUGCGGUUUCGGCUCUUCAGCAGUCUGGACCGUCCCCGUCGACGAGCAAGGGCGAAUGCAACCCGCCGCUUUGCGCGAGAUUGUCCUAAAAGCAAAGGCCGAGGGUAAACACCCCUUUUACGUCAACGCCACGGCGGGAACGACGGUCCUGGGCUCGUACGACCCGUUUGACGAGAUCGCGGAUAUCUGUGAGGAGUUUGGCAUGUGGAUGCACAUCGACGGGAGCUGGGGCGGCCCGGCGGUCUUUAGCGAGAGGCAUAAGCACAAGAUGCAAGGGUCGCACAGGGCGAGGUCGUUGACGGUUAAUCCGCAUAAGAUGCUCAAUGCGCCGGUGACGUGCUCGUUUCUGUUGACGGAUGACGUCAAGGUUUUUCAUAGGGCGAAUACGUUGCCGGCUGGGUAUUUGUUUCAUGGGCCGGCGGCGGACGAUGAAGAGGAACAAGCGGAAGCUCAGACUCCGGAAGGGGUGACAAAUGGGUGUGGAAACGGGAACGGCUCAGACGAGGUCUGGGAUCUAGCCGACCUGACGCUUCAAUGCGGCCGUAGAGGCGACGCGCUCAAGCUGGCGCUGUCGUGGAUCUACUACGGCGCUGCCGGGUUCGAGCGCCAGAUUGACGGCGCGUUCGACAUGGCCGCGUACUUGGCUGAUCUGAUUUCCGAGCGCAAGGACUUUGUGCUGGUGUCGACGAACCCACCGCCUUGUCUGCAGGUGUGCUUCUACUAUGCGCCUGGCGGGAAGUUGGCAGACGAGCCUGAGCAGAACACGAGGAGGACGAGGGUCAUGGUGGAGAAACUCAUUGCGAGAGGGUUCAUGGUGGAUUACGCGCCGGGCGACAAGGGCAGCCUCUUUAGGGUGGUGGUUAACUGCCAGACGUUGAGGGGAACGGUGGAGGGGUUGGUCAAGGGCUUGGAGGCUGUUGGGAAGGAGGUUGUGCCGCAAUGAGUUGGGAAGGUCCAGAUAAUGUCAUCUGGUGUGCACAUCAGUCACUUCAGCACGACAUCGAUACAAAAGCGAAAAGGGGUUUGUUUCACGAUCUUCCAGCAGCAUAUAGAGAUGACUCGAAAUUCUCUUCAAACACAAUCUCGGGCUUUAGCCGACUAUGCUCAAAAUGACUAGGCCAACAUAUGGGACAUUGUGUUUAAAAUUUCCCUAGAACCCGUUGA